AUGUCUAUUUCACGCUACGACGACUACAUGCUCGACAAGCUACACGGCCUCCUGUUCGCGCGAUUCUACAUCUUCGUGCGCCGUGCGAGCCACGUGUGCACGCGUGCCUGCGGACUGGAUGCGGGAAUUGUCGACGCCGCAUCAAGACACCACUACCCUUACCUCGUCGCGCCCAUCGACGCGAUCACCGCUCACCUGACCAGCGCCGCGAACACUGCCGGUGGCAAGGAUGUUGUGUUCGUCUUCAUCACGACCUACAGCGGCGACUCGGAGGGAUACAUCACCGUCGAGCAUGUGGCGGGCGAUCACAACAACCUCAGCGCCUGGCACAACGGGGACGCACUCGUCAAGCAGGUCGCAAGCAUCAACAAGAACACCUUCGUGGUCGUCAACAGCAUCGGCCCAAUCUUCGUGGAACAGUGGAUCAACCACCCCAACGUCACCGAGCCAGCCGCGCUUCACGCGCAUGAGCCACUCCGCGCACUGUAG
This is a messenger RNA of Trametes versicolor FP-101664 SS1, 489 nucleotides long. RefSeq lists its product as uncharacterized. Lineage: Eukaryota; Fungi; Basidiomycota; Agaricomycetes; Polyporales; Polyporaceae. The transcript is spliced from 8 exons. Gene Ontology annotation, molecular function: beta-glucosidase activity. The record is from RefSeq and is a predicted model, not a curated record. Gene Ontology annotation, biological process: glucan catabolic process. Bases 1 to 489 code for a protein of 162 amino acids.